Chilo suppressalis (striped riceborer) is the source of this 3870-nucleotide messenger RNA. NCBI's taxonomy places the organism in Eukaryota, Metazoa, Arthropoda, Insecta, Lepidoptera, Crambidae. The record is from the annotation of a GenBank genome assembly.
GCACCUGACGCUUACGAAUCGCACCACGCGCUUCCUCAUACCAGUAUUGUGCUGUACUUUCACCAGCAUUACGCGACACUCUAUCUUCUACUUUUAAACGCGUUUCUUCAUCAAUAUCGGGGUGAUAUUCAUCACCACAAACAACACGCUGACUACACGGCAGCAACAACAAAACCGUAAAAUAUACUAGAAGCAUGAUUAGGUUGUCCUAGUAGACAAACUAUAUCGAUUCAUUUUCCUUUCUAUUUAAAUAUAUUUAAUUAUAAUAUCUUAUCGUUAAACUUUAAUCUUUGAACUGCAAUUAAUGUACAACAAUUAGUAUUAUCAGUAGAUAACUCCGGUUUAUUAAACCUUUUCCGGCUUCUUGAAUUUUACUACAGCAAAUCUGUAGAUCCGUCAUGACUGUACAAUAAAAAAGAUAUGAAUAGUAAUGUUUUGCGGAAUAAUGAAACGAAAUGCUUAACGCUCAUUUAUGAAUUGUUGUAACUCAGCCUUAUGAUCGCGCAGUGAAGUACAAAACGUGUGUGAACCGUGCACUCGUCUCGGACAGGUAUUAAGUGUUCCUCUGUAGCAAACUCAUAUCCCUACGUUAUGUUCCUGUAUCAUAAAAUAAAAACUCCAACAAAAAGAUCAUUUGACCUUGACUCAAACGUUUAGGUACCAUAAAAAUAAUUAAAAAUUAAACGCACACAAUACAUCAAAAGAUACAGCAAUCAUUGUAUCAACUCGUGACUCAUAAUGUCGGCUCACUCGCAUACAGGUUGGCAGAUCAUUAUCACAUUUAUUUUAUAUACAAUUCUGUUUGACAAAUUAUUCUAGAUUAAACUAAUUGAUAUUAGGGUUCAGUAGUAUUUAACGUAAACACACCUUUUCUAAAUGUACAAUAAAAUAAUUUAAUAAGUCCUGUGAACUCUAUCGGUAUGAACUUUGAAAUUGUAAAUCAAAGGGAAUCAGUCGCUGGAAUAUUACUAUGUUUUAGACCGAGACACAAUUUAUCAAUAAACAAAAGAAGCAACCAUCUUUGUUGUGACAUUUUUCACUAAAAAUGUUAUUGGGGUUAUGCUCAGCAGGAGAUUUUGGUAAAAACGUACUGUCCCGCGCAGGAAGGUUAGUAUUUGAAAAUUUGAAAAGUCCUGACAAAACGCCGGACAUUUCAAUAAAAGUCCGGAUAUUUUAGUCACAAAAUCAUCCACUUAGUUACAGUGAUAUUAUACGCGUGGUAAAAGACGCUCGCAUCGCAGGGGGGGUCUCGUUAUUGAUUUUUAAAGAUGACAUAUUUUGUUUUAAAUUAAUGAGAACUUAAUAAAGAUUAUUUGACUUAUUUGAUACGCAUUUCGGACAAAGGUUGAGCCCGGCCAUUCAACGGGGUAAUGCCGCCAGCCUCUUGAGCACCCUACCCUUCGAGCGCAACGAUUUGGGGUCGAUUUUUUACAUAAUAUAGUUUUAUUUUUAGUUUGGUAUAAGUAUUUAGUUUAUUUAGUAGUUUUAAUCUAUUUUCUCUUUUAGUUUACUUAAUAUAGUAUUUCGGAAAUAUUGUUAAUAAUAAAUAAGUUUUAUAUUUUUUAUUAAAGACCUAAUAAGCAGUUUUACUCAUAUUCCAACUAAUUAAAAAAAACCGGACAAAUUAGAAAGCCGGAUAAAGUCCGGAGUAAAGGCAAAAUAUCCGGACAUGUUCGGACAAAUCUGGAUGGAUGUUACCAUCCACGAAGGUAAACACAUUGUCUAUACCAUGUUGUAAGCGAUGCGCUUGCAAAAUAUAAUCUCUUUUAGUAAUUAAUACUUUACUUAAUACUUCCCUUUUAAUAAUAAAUAAUAUGGAACCCUAUGUGGCUACAAGAAAAUUAAUGAAUUAUUAUUUAAAAACUAUCAUCUGUACAGUGGUAUAAUGAUGAUAAGAUUACAGUGUAAAUAUAAUAAUAAAGGCAUUAAAAACGAUUCGACAGUUCAGUCCGCUACAACAUGCUCGCUAAUCUGUUGCUGCUGCUGCCGGCGCUGGCCGCCGCUGCCGAGAUCCAUUAUCACGACACGGCGCGGCAGUCCCAGCUCCGUGAUAGCGAUCGCAGCUACGGCCAAACGAAUGGUCGCGAAGCAACCGCGGAAUACUGGGCAAACGAGGCCGCCGCCGCAAUCAGUGAGCGCAAGAAGCGUGCCCCCGACAACGGUGGUGUCGCGCGCAACAUCGUGAUGUUCCUGGGCGACGGCAUGUCGGUGCCCACGCUGGCCGCCGCGCGCACGCUGCUGGGACAGCGCCAGGGACGCACCGGCGAGGAGGCACAGCUCUCCUUCGAAGCCUUUCCUUCAGUCGGACUAUCAAAGACUUAUUGUCUAAAUGCUCAAAUAGCUGAUUCAGCGUGUACUGCCACGGCUUAUUUGUGUGGUGUGAAGGCGAACAGUGGCACUAUAGGCUUGACCGGCGCCGUGCCUCGCUUCAAUUGCACAGCCUCCACGGACCGCGCCACGCAUGUACAGUCCAUCGCCGCCUGGGCGCUGCAGGAUGGCCGUGAUGCAGGUGUGGUGACCACAACCCGCAUCACGCACGCGUCGCCGGCGGGAUUGUACGCCUCGGUGGCUAACCGCAACUGGGAGAAUGACGCGGCCGUUACCAGCGCGGGCCAUGACACCAACCUCUGUCCCGACAUCGCCUAUCAAUUGAUCAACAUGUCUCCAGGAAACCAGUUAAAGGUAAUUUUAGGAGGUGGACGCCGUGAAUUUUUACCAGUCAACAUGACCGACGAAGAAAAUGAACGAGGGCUAAGAACUGAUGGGCGCAAUUUAAUAGAAGAAUGGCAAGCUAGCAAGAGAUCUCAAAAUGUUUCUCACAGAUACGUAUGGAACAGAACUGAGUUGAUGGAACUCUCGUCUUCUCCGCCUGAUUAUUUAUUGGGUCUUUUCGAAAGUAAUCACAUGCAAUAUCAUUUAGAAGCUAACAAUGUAACAGAACCAACGCUCGCUGAAUUAACAGAGGUUGCGAUCCGAUCACUGAGUCGCAACGAGAAAGGGUUCUUCCUAUUUGUGGAAGGAGGACGAAUAGAUCACGGUCACCAUGAAAAUUAUGUGCACUUAGCUUUGGAUGAGACUAUCGAGCUGAGCAAGGCGGUGGCGCGCGCCGCUGAGCUGCUCUCGGAGGAUGACUCACUCCUAGUGGUGACCGCCGACCACGCGCAUGUCAUGGCUUUCAACGGGUACACCCCUCGAGGUAGUGACAUACUGGGCCCUUCAAACUCUAUCGACGACAACGGUGUACCCUACAUGACGCUAUCUUAUACCAAUGGACCUGGUGCUCGAAUGCAAACCAAUGGAAUACGCCCAAAUGUUCUACAAGAUUCAAAUUAUGGUGCCACGCGCUGGCGAUCACACGCCGACGUGCCGCUCGACUCGGAGACGCACGGCGGCGACGACGUGGCGGUGUUCGCGCGCGGGCCGCACCACCACAUGUUCACCGGCCUGUACGAGCAGAGUCAGGUGCCGCACCUCAUGGCCUACGCCGGCUGCAUCGGCGCCCGCUCCCGGGACCACCCGCACUGCAGCGCGGCGCACGCCCUCACCUCCCCGCCGCUGACUGCGCUGCUACUCGCCGUAGCGACUCUUGCGCGUGCCUUCGGAUUGUUGCGGUUGUGAAUUUCCUAACUCCGACAAUUUUUUGUUUAUAGUGUUGAUCGAUCGGUGGGCUGUGAUUUCGUCAAAUGUAUAUAUGUAUUAGUAUAGAUCAGAGUUAUUUUUGUAUAUAGCGUUGAUGUUGUAUCGUGUUUAGUUGCCGUAUUAUUAAGAGCGUUUGCGAAUCUUUCCCACGUGAGGGUUGAAUAUACCAAUGUUUGUAUUAUGUUAAUUGAAACAUAAAUUUAGGUGAAUCUUGAAUGAAAGUUUAAAAUA